Messenger RNA from Mesorhabditis belari, 303 nucleotides. NCBI's taxonomy places the organism in Eukaryota, Metazoa, Nematoda, Chromadorea, Rhabditida, Rhabditidae. The record is from the annotation of a GenBank genome assembly.
AUGCUUGCCAAGUCAAAUGUUGUAAAUAUCGAAGUACUCAACGAACGGUUCUCUUCAAUCACUAGAUGCAGCACCACGCCAACUCCAUGUAUUUAUGGUGUCCGUUCUGUGCAUACACUGACUUGCUUUCACGAUCUCAACUUCGGACUAAAGAUGUCAUCACUUGUAAAAACUGUCGAUCGUAUGGCAGAACAGCAAUUGCCUGCAAACACGUUCCGACAACGAAAAAUUGGGCCAAUUUGCGCGAAGGGUACUGCCAAUUGUGAUGCGUGCAUUGUUAACGGCUUCAGUGACGCGAUGUGC